This is a messenger RNA of Rhodotorula graminis WP1, 1243 nucleotides long. RefSeq lists its product as uncharacterized. The transcript is spliced from 4 exons. The record is from RefSeq and is a predicted model, not a curated record. The annotation marks the transcript as partial. NCBI's taxonomy places the organism in Eukaryota, Fungi, Basidiomycota, Microbotryomycetes, Sporidiobolales, Sporidiobolaceae.
UGCGCAGGAGCCUCUCCAAGUGUUUGGCGACGCGUCGAGCAGCAUGCAGGACUCGGGAGCGCCGCUGCUGCCGCAGGGAGGGUCCGCCGACGAGUUCCAGCUGGAUCCGGCCUUGUUUGCCCUCGACUCGCUGUACGCGGGCGCCACGCAGCCUCUCGACCCCACGGCCUUCGACACCUCGGUCCCGCACCUCCCGACGCCGCCGCUCUCCUUCCACUGCGACUCGAGCGCGACCCACGUCGACCCCGAGCUGUCGAGGCUCGUCGCCCGCCUGUCCGAGUCGGCCCCUCCUCCAGAUCCCGCCCUCGACGGCGCCUUCCUCCCCUUCUCCACCUCGUCCGACACCGACUCUGGCGCGCACUCUCGAACCACCUCGUCGCACUCGUACCUCUCGCUCGACGGCCCUACCCCGCUCAUCGACAGCAACAGUGCGUCGCCCGCUCCCGCCAACGCCACCUCGACACCGCCACCACCGCCUCCUCCCGUCGACGGCGACCCUCGCGCUCGCGACAUCCCUGUGCGGUACCGCUCGCCCAAGCGCGCCGACGGCAAGCGUCGCCGGGCGCUCAAGUGGACCGAGGUCGAGGACGAUGCGCUCGUGCGGCUCAAGGACGAGUCGGUGGGCGGCGGGCGGCACAUCGAGUGGGAGGAGGUGGCGGCGAGGAUCGGGACGCGACACACGGGCGUCCAGUGCAGGGCACGGUACUAUCUGCUCAAGGACAAGGAGAAGAUCAGGAGCUCGACCGAGAACAACCUCACGCAGGGCUCGACCAAGGACGGCAAGCCUCUCGCUCUACGCCAACGCCUGCCGUUCCGCGAGAUGGACGACGCCGUCCUCCUCUCGCACCUCAUCGACGCCGACCUCGUCCUCAAGCGCAUCGACUGGUCCCACGUCGGCCAGACGCUCGACCCGCCUCGGACCGGCGACAGCUGCUACCAACGCGCGAGGAAGCUCAAGCUCCGGCGCGAGGCCGACCUCGCCGCUCAGGCCGACGCGGCCUCGUCCGGCUGCGGGUCGGCGCGCGCGAGCGCGUCGGGCACGCCGGCGCCCAUGAGCGUGGGCUCGACGGGCGCAGGUACGCCGGCGAGCCUGAGCGCGCAGGACGAGGUGACGCCCGAGCUGCUCGAAGCGAUGCUCGCGCGUGCGCUCGAGGGCGACAUCCCGGUCGGGGCGGCGGUGGACGAGGCAGGGUGAUACGAGGUGGGCUUGCGUUUGUGUAGCGCUCUUUGUGCUGUCAAUGCC